UGAAACUACGCUAUGACCGUAUUGCGCAGAUUGGUAGAGAAAUGAAACCUACAGACGCUAGGUACAAAUUUCAUUGCGGGUGACGGUUUUCAUUGCGGGUUCCGGCAUAGUACAGCUGAUGCGUUUUGGGCCCCUUUGGGGAAAAGCCACGACCUCGGGGUCAUUCAGCGCAGUCACUGCGUUGACUCGGUGCCGUUAUGAGCUUUGCAGCGCAGCUAAAGCAGGCAUGGUUGCGUAAGCCCUGCGUUCUUAUAACAUUGUCAUGGAGCGCAAAGACAUCAUCGUCAUCGGCGCAGGUGUGAUCGGGCUUACGACCGCAAUUAAGCUACAAGAGACGGGCAAGUACAACGUAAGCAUUCUCGCAGAGACGUUCCCCACGGAUCCGAAGAGCAUACACUACACCAGCCACUGGGCGGGUGCGCACCAUUUCAGCCAUGCGACCGAAGAAAAGCAGAAAGCCAUUAACAAAGAGACCUUUAAUGUCUUCUGGGAACUCUCAUCUCCCGGCUCGCCGACGGAAUCACUCUUCUUGCGGCACAUCGAGACAGAGUACCGCGAGGACGUUCUCAAGGCGGAUGUGGCGAAAACGCUGGAAACCAUGCCAGAGUUCAAGUAUCUAAGCGACCUUCCCUUUGAACGCGUCAAGGCCGCCUACUCGCUCCGCACACUCACGAUACACCCGCCCGCCUACCUCCCAUACCUCCAGUCCCGCUUCAUUGCGGCUGGCGGGCGCACCGUGCGCGGCUCGAUCAACCACAUCGCGCAAGUCAUUGAAGGCGGCACGCACGCAUUCGACGUAUCACCAUACGCGUACGCCGGUUCCUCCUUGACCAACAAUGGAUCAAAAGGGCCGCUCGCAGUGAUCGCCUGCCCUGGCAUUGGGGCUCGCACGCUCGGCGGGAUCAUGGACGAGAAGGUGUACCCCGUGCGUGGGCAGACCCUCUUGCUGAAGGCGCCGUGGCUCGAUUACGGGAGGGUAAUGGUUGAAGCGGAUGGUACAUUCACGUAUGUGAUACCUCGGCCGGGAGGAACGGUCCUGAUUGGCGGCACGGGCGAUGUCAAUGACUGGUACCCCAUCCCUCGGGAGGAGACCUCCGAGGACAUCCUCGAGCGCGCAUUUGCACUCGUGCCGGACCUAGCGGAUCCGGCGCUGCGCAAUGGCAAAUCCGGCCUUCCGCCUGUGCCUUCGCACAAACAUGGUCCUCCUCCCGUCUCAGAGGGCGAAGGAUCCAUUCCCCUUUCUACCCUCAAAGCCAAUAUCGUGGAGGCGGGCUGCGGCCUCCGUCCUGCCCGCGAGGGUGGCGUCAGGCUAGAGGUCGAGUGGCACGCUGCUAGCAAGGACAAGGAAGCGACACGCAUCCCGGUUGUCUACAACUAUGGACACGGUGGCUUCGGCUAUAUCGCGUCUUGGGGAAGCGCUUCUUACGCGUUGAAGCUGCUCGAGGAUGCACUAGCUCAAGGUCCUCAGCAGAACUCCGAGGGCCAGAGUAAGAGCGCCGACUAUAGCACGGUAGAUGGAAGCAUCGGAGGGAACUAACGUAAGAGGUUCGGUGAAGAUACAAAGCCAUGUAACAUAGCUGUAUCAAUAUGUGACAUCCUAAGCAGUGCGAUGAUCUUGCUUGUU
Molecule: messenger RNA, 1624 nt
Organism: Coniophora puteana RWD-64-598 SS2
Lineage: Eukaryota; Fungi; Basidiomycota; Agaricomycetes; Boletales; Coniophoraceae
Product: D-amino-acid oxidase
Exons: 8
Coding region: 263-1537 (424 amino acids)
Molecular function (GO): FAD binding; D-amino-acid oxidase activity
Source: RefSeq, a predicted model, not a curated record